CUUAUGGCAGGUGUUGGCAAUGCAAUUGUUAGGACGGCCGGUUAGGAGAAUCUAGAUGAUUGUUCAGCCUAGUUGAUUAAAGCAAUCAUACUCUAAAACCUUUUGUUUUUGGGCAAAGUCCAAUCAUACUCUAAAACCUUUUGUUUUUGGGCAAAGUGCAAUCACACUCAACCACCCAUUUGUUAACGUAUAUCAUUUAGGAAGUUCUACAAUUUUGGACUCUUUUAAUAUUAGCUGUACAUAUAUAUUACCAUGUAUAUAGGCUGAUUAUUAGGGAUCAGUUAAGGGUUUUUUUUCCAUGUAGUGCAUAUUAUCUAAUUUCCUUGUAUAGCAGCUAGUUACGUGGUGAAUGGGGAGGCUAAAAUCAGAGAGCCAAUUUUUCCAAAUAUUCUUGAUUUUCUGAGUGUUUUGACAUGGUAUCAAGAGCAGGUUCUUGAUUUGUGUCUGUUCGAAUUUUUUUUCUCUUGGAUUUGUGGGUUUCUCUGGUUCUUGCAGUUUUCUGGUUUGCAGUUUUCUGGGUUGCAGUUUUCGGCGCAGUAGUGGUUCGGUUCUUGCAGUUUUCUGGUUUGCAGUUUUCUGGGUUGCAGUUUUCGGCGCAGUAGUGGUUCGGUUCUUGCCGUUUUCGGCGCAGCGUUUUCUGGUUUGGGCUUUUGGGUCCGGCGUCCUCUGUGGUGGUUUCUGGCCUGAGAUAUUGUUUCGGCACCUUCAUUGUUGCAGGAAGCAUUUCGGUGCUUAUAUUGUUUGUGCCUUUUUCGGCAAUUUUGGUUGCAGUCUGCUUCUUCUCGGCAAUUUCGGCACUUUCUGAUUUGUGGGCUGAGUGAAUAGGCGUGGUCUGUCCAUUAUUUGGAUUUUUUUUUUUUUUUGCAGUCACGUGUAGGGGAUUCUUGGUGUGCACGUGUAGGUGCUUCUGUCGGCAGUGAGUGGAAGAGUGGGCAGGUAUUAUUUUUUAUUAUCCUUUCUCCUAUUUACGGCAUAAUGUCUUUUGAAUCAUUUGCUGUGAAAUUCACGGGUAAAAAUUACUCUGCAUGGGAAUUUCAAUUUCGUUUAUUUGUUAUGGGAAAAGAGUUGUGGGGUCAUAUAGAUGGGAGUGCUCCGGCACCUCAAGAUGUCGAGGCUUUGUCUAAAUGGCAAAUUAAGGAUGCUCGAGUUAUGACUUGGAUCCUUAGCUCGGUUGAGCCUCAUCUUGUUCUAAAUUUGAGGCCUUAUAAAACUGCUGCUGAUAUGUGGAAUUAUCUCAAUACGGUUUAUAAUCAAGACAACUCUGCUAGGCGUUUUCAAUUGGAGUAUGAGAUGGCUAAUUUCACACAAGGCAGUCUCUCAAUUGAGGAAUAUUUUUCUGGUUUUCAAACUCUUUGGACUGACUAUUCGGACAUUGUUUAUGCUAAUGUUCCCGCUGCAGCUCUCUCUGCUGUCCAAGCAGUGCGUGCCACCAGCAAACGAGAUCAAUUCUUGAUGAAACUACGGCCUGACUUUGAAAUUGCACGGUCUAAUCUAAUGAAUCGUGCUCCUGUCCCAUCUCUGGAUGCUUGUUUGAGUGAACUUCUUCGUGAGGAGCAGCGUCUACUCACUCAAGCUUCCAUGGCACAUCAGGCUUCUGCUAGUGUACCUAUUUCUGUGGCUUAUGCAGCACAGGGGAGGCAUAAGGGGAGAGACAUGCGUGCUGUCCAGUGUUUUAGUUGUAAAGCUUUUGGUCAUAUCGCUCGGGAUUGUCCCAAGAAGUUUUGUAACUACUGCAAGAAACAAGGUCAUAUCAUCUCUGCUUGUCCCAUUCGACCUGAACGGAAGCAGGGUACUGCUUUUCAUACCUCCACUGGUGCCUCUAGUUCUGCUGCAUUGCCUGCUGCCUCGCCGGUUGUUCCUAUUCCUGUUCCUACAACCUUAGCAAACCCAAAUACACUCACUCCUGAAAUGGUACAACAGAUGAUCAUUUCUGCUUUUUCUGCUUUUGGGCUCUCAGGAUCAAGUGUCAGGGAAGAUGAUCGUGAAGGGGCCUAAAGUGGGACGACUCUUUCCUCUUCAUAUUUCUCCUUCCACCAUUAUUCCUAAUUUUCCUUUACUUUCCUUUGCAUGUAAUGUUGUUGGUUCUGGAAAUAAGAUGUG
Molecule: messenger RNA, 2100 nt
Organism: Carya illinoinensis
Lineage: Eukaryota; Viridiplantae; Streptophyta; Magnoliopsida; Fagales; Juglandaceae
Exons: 2
Coding region: 976-1995 (339 amino acids)
Molecular function (GO): zinc ion binding; nucleic acid binding
Source: RefSeq, a predicted model, not a curated record